This is a messenger RNA of Chanos chanos (milkfish), 738 nucleotides long. It is a transcript of the gene npm3, whose product is annotated as nucleophosmin/nucleoplasmin, 3. Lineage: Eukaryota; Metazoa; Chordata; Actinopteri; Gonorynchiformes; Chanidae. Gene Ontology annotation, cellular component: nucleoplasm; nucleolus; cytoplasm. Gene Ontology annotation, biological process: chromatin remodeling. Gene Ontology annotation, molecular function: RNA binding; histone binding; chromatin binding. The transcript has 5 exons. The record is from RefSeq and is a predicted model, not a curated record. Bases 50 to 529 code for a protein of 159 amino acids.
CUUAAUUUCCAAAAUUUUUUAUUUAAGUCAUUCUUUUCAGUACAGAAUAAUGUCUUUCGUAGAUGAAGAGACAUCAGAUGGCGGUGGUGGUGUACGGUCGAGGCUGGAGAGCUAUGUUUUCAGUUGUGAGCUGUCUUCUGAAGUGCCAUUUUACACCUUUCAAGGAGAUGAAGAGGAGGAUUUGGAGCACUUCCUCGAGCUUCGGACGAUUUGUCUUGGUGAAGGUGCCAAAGAGGAGAAUAAUGUGGUGGAAGUCACUGCCAUGAAUCAUCAAGGGAAGAAAAUAUCCGUACCUGUGGCCAAUCUUCACGUCUCCUGUCUGCCUAUGGUAAGCCUUGGAGAGUUUGAGCUAAUGGCACCCGUCACACUGCGUCUGAAAGCUGGCUCUGGCCCAGUGACUGUCAGCGGGUUACACCUUGUUGCAUCUGAGCAGGAUGAUGACAUUGAAGAAUCUGAUCUAUCUGAUGAAGAUGAGGACAUAGAGGAAAUGCCAGCUUUCAAGCCAGCAAAGAAGAAACAAAAGCUGUGAUCUCAAUCUUCUGUUCAUUUUGUGUAGUUUACACCAAUUUACACCAAUUUUACAGCAGGUUUUGUGUUACAGAGCAUGUUGGUAAGGUUUUUAAACUGUUCUGCCUUUUUUUGACAUUUUGGUGGAGUGACUGACUCAUUGUGACAUCAAAGCAUUUCCAUCUUAAAUAUUCCAAAUCAUGGGUAUUGCAGAGUUUGUUCUUAUUUUAU